Messenger RNA from Lingula anatina, 1576 nucleotides. Its product is annotated as cysteine-rich venom protein ophanin-like. NCBI's taxonomy places the organism in Eukaryota, Metazoa, Brachiopoda, Lingulata, Lingulida, Lingulidae. Gene Ontology annotation, cellular component: extracellular region. The record is from RefSeq and is a predicted model, not a curated record.
GGACACUAGAAGAAUUGCUCAUCAGAAGAAAAUGCUGACUCUAACGGUGUUGAUUCUUACCUUAGCGUUUUUGCCUGAACAUGCAUUUUCCGCUGUCGUCAAGAGAGGAGACAAUGGAUUGUCAGACGAUGAAAAACAGCAGAUGCUAGACCGUCACAAUUUGAAGCGGAGUUUAGUCAGUCCAUCCGCUACCUUGAUGACUAGAAUGAUGUGGGACGACGAACUUGCUGCAGGUGCGCAGGCGUGGGCCAAUAACUGUAACUUCGGCCACAGCGGCGGGAAUUACGGUGAGAACCUGUAUGGUUCCACCGCCCCUCCGGGAGCAACUGCCGCCGUGGACAGCUGGGACAAUGAGAAACAGUGGUACACGUUGUCCUCCAACACAUGCAACCCUCCUCCUGGAAAAAGCUGUGGACACUAUACGCAGGUCGUCUGGGCUGCCAGUAACAAACUCGGAUGUGGUAUGAAGAAGUGCACCACGGGAUCGUCCACGUGGUACUAUGUCGUCUGCAGAUAUUCGCCUGCAGGUAACGUGAAGGGCAGUGCGCCCUAUACUCAAGGAACAAGCUGCUCGGGAUGCGUGAGCAACUCCGACCUGACCGGAGAAUGCCGAAACAAACUCUGUCUUACCAGAGAGGAAUGUUCAACCCACCCUGAAAACUGUGGCGAGCAGGCCUGUGGCGGACAGCUGUUUGAUUGUAAAAAUGGAGGAACCGCCAACUACGAAACCUGCGGCUGUGACUGCGCACAAUACUUCACUGGCGCCACCUGCGAGCAGUAUGACUGUGCUCAGAUGGGCAACAAUGGGGCAGAUGAGUGGUAUUGCAGCCAGUGGGCAGAUAAUCCAAAUACUUGCGCAGACAACAUGAUAUUCAACGGGGCAGUAGUGAAGUACGGGAGCUGUCCACAGUUGUGCAAUUUGUGUCCUUAACUUCCGGACGUUUACAGAUCACGUGACCUAUUUGACAAGUUUGAGUGACUGGUACCAACUGGAAGUUUGUAGAGAAUAUGACGCCGAUUUUAGGUCACUAUAGCUGACAUGUGUUCAGCAUGAUGAACAACUAUUUAUUCAGAAUAAGAACUAUUUAUUUUGCCGUUGGAUAUGGUGAUUGAUUAAGAAAGGUUUCUUUUUCUUUUUUGAAUAAUGUGAAAGAAAAGAAAUAUGCAUUCAUGCGUGACCCAAAAGUCUCCUCAAUCUUCAGAAAUGGUAAACUGGUUAUUUUUUUUAAAGCUACCGGCUGUCGUGAGGGUGUUUCCUUUUUUUACUUUACAUACCCGUUUACUGUGCUGUCUAAACACAUUAACCUCCUAACUUUCCAUUUCUGAAAAAUGUUUAUCAGAACAAGCAAACAAACAAUGUUAAUUAAAUAUGCCACAACCAAAUUGUGUGCAGGAUGAUAAUCGAUUGGUUCACAUUUUCUAAAGCUUUGCUAUGUCACAUCAUCCAUUAUGGUUCUGUGCUCUGUCUACUCUGUGAAAUAAAUACGGUUAAGUAACGGCUAAAAUGACUUGAAUAUAUUGAAAUUUUUUGAGUAAAGGUUGAAAACAUGAAAGUCAGGGUAUGCUUUCUGAAAUG